AUGUGGGCAUGUGUUUCAAACCCUUUUGACCAGAUUAAAGUUGCCAAAGCAAUUAUUGAAUCUCUCAAAGGUAGUCACCAAAAUUUAGAAACAUUGGAAUCUUUAUUCCAACGUAUUCGGGAAUCCAUCGAGGGAAAGAAGGUCUUUCUUGUCCUAGAUGAUAUAUGGAGUGAUGACCAUGAAAAAUGGGAAAAAUUCAUACAACUGCUUCGAUUGGGUGCUGUAGGAAGUAGAGUGUUGGUAACAACCAGAAAAGUGGAAGUUGCUAUGAUGAUGGGAGCAGCCGCCGAAAUGAUUACCCUGCAACUGCUGUCUGAUGAGUAUUGUUGGUCAAUAUUCAGCGGACUUGCAUUCAGGGGAAGAAAUAGUUUGGAGUGCAAACAAUUAGAGAGAGUUGGGAGGCAAAUUGCAAGCAAGUGCAAAGGCUUGCCUCUUGUAGCAAAGAGCUUAGGAAGUUUGAUGCGUUCCAAGGUGACUGAGAAGGAGUGGAAGGAUGUUCUUUCUAGUAGAUUCUGGGAAUUGAAAGAUGAACAAACCAAAACUUUUGCUCCAUUCUUCUUGAGCUAUUAUGAUUUGUCUCCUAGAGAAAGACGUUGCUUCUUUUAUUGUUCUAUAUUUCCUAAAGAUUUAAUCUUAGAUAGAGAUGGCUUGAUUGCAAUGUGGAUGUCACAAGGUUAUUUAAGUGAUAGUCAAAAUCCGGAGGAAGAAGGUGAAAAGUGCUUUCAAAUUCUAACCAUGCGGUUUUUCUUUCAAGAUUUUGAGAUAGGUUUUGAUGGAGGCAUUGUAAAAUGCAAAAUGCACGACAUAUUGCACGACUUUGCCCAACUUUUGGCAAGAAACGAAUGCUCUACCAUGAGAGUUGAAGUUGAUAUGGAGAAAACAAAGCCUAUCAGUGUUGAAAAGAUCCGUUACUCUACCUUGGUACUGGCACCGAAUUUUCCCAAAAUUCCUACUUCAAUAUUUGAUCAAAGUAAAGUGCGUUCCCUUUUCAUAUAUUGUGCUUCAGAUACUAGUUUAGGUGAUGAAAAUACGGUGUUCUUUCAUCAAAACUUUCGUUAUCUGAAACAUCUUAGAACACUAGCUUUGACAUCUAGUAGAAUAACAAAGGUUCCAGAGCAAAUUGGGCAGUUGAUACAUUUGAGAUAUCUCAACGUGUACAAUAGCAUGAAUUUGCAAGAAUUGGCUGAUGAAGUAUGUGAUUUAUGUAAUUUACAAACUUUAAUAAUUGAAGGAUGCAGCCGGCUUCAAAAACUUCCAGAAGGGAUGGGAAAGCUAGUGAAUUUGAGACACCUUUACAUGGCUGGCUGUUAUGCAUUGGUGGGAUUGCCGAAAGGAAUUGGUGGACUAACUCAACUUCGGACGCUAGACACAAUGAUUAUACCAAAGAAGACUGAAGCAGCAUAUUUUUUGAGUUUAGGAGAUUUGAAAAAGUUGGAUCACCUUCGAUUUCAAAGGUCUUCUUUUGAAAUAACUAAGUGCUGUAAUUUGAUAAAUCAGAGUGAGAGUGAGCUAAUGUAUUGGGAAUGUCUGGUAUCCCUAAGUCUAGAUUUUGGAGUAAUUGAUGAAGGAGAGGAAAUUAGAGACGAAGAAGAUGAAUUUGAAAUUCUUGAAGCCUUACAACCACAUUCAAGCUUGAGAUACUUAGGAAUCACCGAGUAUAAGGGUACCAAUAUGUAUCCCAAAUGGAUGAUGGGAUUGGAUAAGUUGACGGGGCUCCACAUUAUACACUACAAGCAGUGUGAGAGUUUACCUCCUUUUGGAAGCCUACUACCUUCACUCGAAGAGCUUGUGAUUGAUGGGUUGGAUAAAGUGAAAAAGAUAGCUGAUGAGUUUCUAGGACUUGGAGUGGACCGAGCUGAAGCUAUUGGGAAGGCGCUGCAGGCACUAGUCUUCAAUCGGGAGUAA
Molecule: messenger RNA, 1905 nt
Organism: Ziziphus jujuba (common jujube)
Lineage: Eukaryota; Viridiplantae; Streptophyta; Magnoliopsida; Rosales; Rhamnaceae
Product: putative disease resistance protein RGA3
Exons: 2
Coding region: 1-1905 (634 amino acids)
Biological process (GO): defense response to other organism
Molecular function (GO): ADP binding
Source: RefSeq, a predicted model, not a curated record